Messenger RNA from Labrus bergylta (ballan wrasse), 2003 nucleotides. RefSeq names its product bone morphogenetic protein 5 (gene bmp5). The record is from RefSeq and is a predicted model, not a curated record. NCBI's taxonomy places the organism in Eukaryota, Metazoa, Chordata, Actinopteri, Labriformes, Labridae. Gene Ontology annotation, cellular component: extracellular region. Gene Ontology annotation, molecular function: growth factor activity; cytokine activity.
ACUGCGGCCGCUAGAGGUGGAUGCAAAAACAAGAGUUGAGUGUGGGAUGGACUCAGAGGGCAACUAUCCCCAAAACGCUCUCAGGAGGUGAACAAAAAAAAAGAAGGAAAAUGCGAGCCGGGGCAUGAGUGGAGUGCAACUCUUGUCUGCUCAUUUUCUGACACGGUUGAACACAUUUCAUCCACUGGAAACUCCGGGGUUAUCCCUCGACUUAAUGGGCGUACCUCCGUUUUUUUUUUCGCAUCACAGAGGAGUAAGGUGAGGGACAGGGUCACAGCUCCAUAAAUACUUGGUGUGGCACAGCAGAGACUUCUGGAUGGACCCUGGAGGAAUAAAAACCGGAGAGGAGCAGCGACUGUUGAUACCUAAUUUGUAGAAAGGGCUGAACACCGGGGAAAGUUGUGGUGCAUCUUCCCAAAAAUGGAAAAUCUAUGAUUCUGCAUUAGCAGAGAUAUAACUUUUUGCUCAAAAGAGUGCGAUGUAGGUCAUCUUCAAAACUCAAAAUUUUGUCAAGAUGACAGCGCUUUCACCUUUGCACCGUGCUGUAUUCGGACUCGCGUGGAGCUGCUUGAGUUUUCUGUCCUGCACUCAUUGCGGGUUAAGUGACAACCAUGUGCACUCGAGCUUUAUUUACAGGAGAUUGCGCAAUCACGAACGCAGGGAGAUCCAGAGAGAGAUCCUCUCCAUCCUGGGCUUGCCUCACCGGCCGAGGCCCUUCAGUCCCGGGAAGCAGGCGUCCUCGGCGCCGCUCUUCAUGCUCGACCUGUACAACGCCAUGGCCGUGGAGGAGGAGGAGGUCGGCCCGGGGAAGAGCUUCAGUGCCAAGGCUCAGGGGCACUCCAGGAAGGGUUACUACAGCCCGCAGCAUGCCGGGUACUCCCGCGUGCCACUGCCUUAUCGCGCGGCCCCUCUGUUAGGCCACAGCCCCGCGCUCACCUCAGCGCACGAGAACAACUUUCUCAAUGAUGCCGACAUGGUGAUGAGUUUUGUCAAUUUAGUCGAGAAAGACAAAGAUUUCUCUCACCAACGGAGACACUACAAGGAGUUCCGCUUCGAUCUGACUCAGAUCCCCGAAGGCGAGGCGGUGACGGCUGCAGAGUUUCGGAUCUAUAAGGACCGCAGCCAUGCACGCUACGACAACGUCACUCUGAAGGUUUCCAUUCAUCAAGUCAUCAAGGAGUAUCAGAACAAAGACGCAGAGACGUUCCUGCUCGACUCCAAAAGAGUCCAGUCCUCCGACGGGGGCUGGCUGGUGUUCGACAUCACCGCCACCAGUAACCACUGGGUGAUGAACCCGCAGCAGAACCUGGGCCUGCAGCUCUGCGUGGAGACUGCAGACGGACGAAGUAUCAACAUGAAAUCUGCUGGAAUCAUUGGGAGGAACGGGCCUCAGUCCAAGCAGCCGUUCCUGGUAGCUUUCUUCAAGGCCAGCGGGGUGUUGCUUCGCUCCGUCAGAGCCGCUGGUGGGAAGAAAAAGAACCACAAUCGCAAUAAAUCAACCAAUCAACAAGAAUCGUCGAGGGCACCCAAAACUGGAGAUUACAACAUCAGUGAACAGAAACAAGCCUGCAAGAAGCACGAACUCUACGUCAGUUUCCGAGACUUGGGCUGGCAGGAUUGGAUCAUUGCACCUGAGGGCUAUGCUGCUUUUUACUGCGACGGCGAAUGCUCUUUUCCACUCAACGCACACAUGAACGCAACAAAUCAUGCGAUUGUGCAAACCCUGGUCCAUUUAAUGUUUCCUGACAACGUGCCAAAGCCGUGCUGUGCCCCGACCAAGCUCAAUGCAAUAUCGGUGCUUUACUUCGAUGACAGCUCCAACGUCAUCCUCAAGAAAUACAGAAACAUGGUGGUUCGGUCCUGUGGUUGCCAUUAGCAGCCGGACCAGACUUUAAUUUAUGCUACCUGGUGAGGACAUCGCUGGAGAACACAUGUGCUGCAGCUGUGAUGUACAGUAUUAUGUAUAUAAAGUUUUACUACCUAAUUUAUUUUCUUCUUCUUUU